Molecule: messenger RNA, 1026 nt
Organism: Trichophyton benhamiae CBS 112371
Lineage: Eukaryota; Fungi; Ascomycota; Eurotiomycetes; Onygenales; Arthrodermataceae
Exons: 2
Coding region: 1-1026 (341 amino acids)
Source: RefSeq, a predicted model, not a curated record
AUGGCGUCUGCUAUCCUCCCCCUGGCUGAAAUCCCUACAUUGUCUCUACUCUAUCGUCUUAGGCAUCUUACGGCAGCGGCUACCCCGCAGGUCUCCACGCCAUCGCAACGACUCAACGAUAUCAUCAGCCAUGUAACCCAUGAUAUCACCCGGCUCGAAGUUGACUGCAUCGUGAAUGCCGCGAAUGAAUCCCUUCUCGGUGGCGGAGGCGUCGACGGGGCCAUCCAUCGAGUAGCGGGCCCAAACCUGCUGCGAGAGUGUCGUACACUUGAUGGAUGCCAGACGGGUGAUGCCAAGAUCACGGAUGCCUAUGAAUUGCCAUGCAAAAAGGUCGUCCAUGCCGUGGGACCCGUAUACGUGAUGGAAAGGUUUCGUGGAGGUCCUGGUCGGGGUGAUGUGCGAAGACCAGAGAUGUUGCUGAGAGGCUGCUACCAACGCAGCCUGGAACUCUCAGUCGCCAAUGGGGCAAAGAGUAUCGCCUUUUCGUCGAUUAGUACCGGGGUUUAUGGGUAUCCAAGUGUCGAGGCGGCCACUGUGGCGAUCAAGGUGGUGAGAGAGUUCCUUGAGUCCCAUCCCGAGUCAUUGGAGAGGGUCAUCUUCUGUACUUUUGAGAGAAAAGAUUGCAGGGCAUAUGAUAUGCUCCUCCCUCAAUAUUUCCCUCCCACUGAACAGGAUCUUCCGCCUUCCACGACCACUAAGGCAGAAGAAACAGAAACUGGAGCUGGCGUUCCACAUACCCCCGAGAUCCUCGCCGCCAGUCUUCCUGAUGCGCCAACAUCUGAACCAGUGACUCAGGGUAGUGGCUCCACGGCUAAAAAGGCAAAGCUGGCCCAAGAUAAUAGCACCAUCACUGCUCGAGACCUCGAAGAUGACGAUGAUUGGGAAAAGGUUGACCAACCAGUGAACACUAAGGAGAACCUCGACGACGAUCCGGUGGAAGUUGAUAACGGUCCAACCGCGGCAGACGUCCAGAGCGUUUCCAGUGCCGCCGAUCUCGAAUCCUCUCAUGAAGGGAAAUUCAGAUAA